Messenger RNA from Magnolia sinica, 1871 nucleotides. Its product is annotated as probable LRR receptor-like serine/threonine-protein kinase At3g47570. Bases 1 to 1494 code for a protein of 497 amino acids. The record is from RefSeq and is a predicted model, not a curated record. The transcript has 3 exons. Lineage: Eukaryota; Viridiplantae; Streptophyta; Magnoliopsida; Magnoliales; Magnoliaceae. Gene Ontology annotation, molecular function: protein binding; protein kinase activity; ATP binding. Gene Ontology annotation, biological process: protein phosphorylation.
AUGGAAGUGGGUGGCUUGAUAAAUAUUGAGGAACUUGAUGUUUCUGAGAACAAAUUGUCUGGCAAAAUUCCUGGAAUGUUAAGCAGUUGCCAGAGCUUGGAAUGCUUGUACAUGGAAGGUAACGCCUUUCAGGGAACCAUUCCCGAGUCUUUGAGCACCUUGAGAGGCAUUCAAGAGUUGGAUUUCUCACGAAAUAACUUGAGUGGGCGAAUUCCAGAAUAUUUAGAGAGUUUUACUUCAUUACAGAAACUAAAUCUUUCUUUUAAUGAUUUUGAGGGUCAAGUGCCUAUCCAAGGGGUGUUUGAAAAUGCAAGUGGGAUUUCUGUCAUUAUUGGAAACAGUAAACUCUGUGGAGGUAUACCAAAACUAGGCCUACCCAAAUGCCUUGUUCUGAGAUCCAAAUCGCGAAGAAAAUCAAGACAGAAGCAUUUGCAAACUUCAUCAGAAGACCGGUACAAGGACAACGUCUCUUAUGCGGAGCUUCUCAAAGCAACUGAUGGGUUCUCUUCCUACAAUUUGAUUGGCGUAGGAAGUUAUGGUUCUGUUUAUAAAGGAUACUUUGUUUCAGAUGGCCAAAUUGUUGCAGUGAAAGUACUCAAUCUUCAACAACAAGGAGCUUCUGGGAGCUUCCUUGCAGAAUGCGGGGCAUUGAGAAAUGUCCGGCAUUGGAAUCUCGUCAAGAUCUUAGCAUCCUGCUCAAGCAUCGAUUUUAAGGGCAAUGAUUUCAAAGCGCUAGUUUUCGAGUACAUGCCAAAUGGAAGUCUAGAGGAAUGGUUGCAUCCAAAAGUCGAUGAGGAACAUCAACCAAGAACUUUGAACCUUAUUCAGAGGUUAAACAUAGCCAUUGAUGUGGCUUAUGCUCUGGAUUAUCUUCAUCACCAUUGCCAAACGCCCAUUUCUCACUGUGAUCUCAAGCCAAGUAACAUUCUUCUUGACAAUGACAUGGUGGCCCAUGUGAGUGAUUUUGGCAUCGCAAGGUUCCUUUCCAUGGCCGUCGAUGAUCAGUACUCCACAAACAAAACCAACUCCAUUGCGGUGAAGGGAUCCAUUGGGUAUGUUGCUCCAGAGUAUGGUAUGGGUGGCAAUGUUUCUACGUCGGGUGAUGUGUACAGCUUUGGAAUCCUUUUAUUGGAGCUGUUCACGGGAAAAAGGCCCACAGAAGACAUGUUUAAGGACGGUUUAAGCCUUCAUGAAUUUGUCAAGAUGGCUUUGCCAGAUCAAGUGCUGGAAAUUGCGGACCCGCAGCUCUUAGAGGAACAAAAGGAAGAACAAGAGCAAGAUCAAGAAAUAGAGGAAGAAAAAGCUUUCAAUCAUAUCAGAAGUCGCGAAGUCAAGAGAGGUAGUGUCUUCGGGUUCUUGGUUUCUUUGUUUGGCAUUGGAGUUGCAUGUUCUGUUGAGUCCCCAAGAGAACGGAUGCAGAUGAAAGAUGUAGUCAAUAAAAUGCAAGUGAUAAGGGACAUGUUUCUUGGGGCCGGGCUCUAUAGGGAUGGAUAGAACAAGAGCCUUCGCUGAUCUGGGGCCCAUUCGUCUUACAUCAAUGUGGCUGUCAUCAACUCAUGUCCACUAGCAAUUUGCAUGUCUCGAUAAAAUUGGAUGGCUGAAAACCACUUGUCGAGCAUGUAAUUGUUACUGAUGUGGACAUUGCAACUGGGGACUUUCAUGGUAAUGUUUUGGACCAUGGUCAUGUCUGGGAGCAAUCCAUGUACAAGUAUUAUGGAAGUUUCCACUUCUUCUUAAAUUUUUUUUUUUGUUUGUUUGUUUGUUAUGCAACAACUGAUCACAUAUAUAUUGUGUUGCCAUGUUAACCUAACAUGUAACUUUUUUUCCUCUUCUCACGAGCCCAUAUCCAUUACAAACGUUUGUAUUUUAAG